GGAGGAUAUUGUGCUCUGAGUAGUCUUCGUGCUUGUGUAAAGCAGAGUCAGACCUCUUGAGUUCCACCUCCCAUUCGCAUCAUCUGUGACUAUCAAGCAUAUCUAUCUCUCGUUCACCGAUUGCCUCUCGCCACAUUGACAUUGCACUCAUAUCCACUUGUCCAUCUGCCACUAUGCGUAUCUUCCUCACUGGUGCCUCUGGCUUCAUCGGCUCAUAUCUCACCAAAGAGCUCAUCGCUCACGGACACACAGUCAUUGGGCUCGCUAGGUCGGAUGCAUCUGCGCGCAAAGUCCAAGUCAACGGUGCCACACCGCUUCGAGGCGACCUGAACGAUCUCGAGAUUCUGGCAUCAGGUGCCAGAGAAGCAGAUGCUGUCAUUCAUUGCGCAUUCAUUCACGAUUUCGACAACCCAAAUUUCGACAUCCAUAGGAAUGCCGCUGUCGAUGUCGCGGCUUUUCGAGCCAUGGCUGAGGCUAUCAAGGGAACAGACAAGCCUAUCAUUAGCACAAAUGGAACUCUUGGAGCUGCCGUAGGUGCCACAUUGACAGAAGAUACACCUAAAGAAGAUGGGAACUAUCGAAAACCUCCUGAGGAUCUUGUUGCCGAGCUCGGUCGUCAAGGUACACGAGCCAUCCUCAUUCGACUUCCUCCGACUGUGCAUGGAGUUGGUGACGUCAAUUUCGUUGCGAUCAUGAUUGCCACGGCGAAACGGCUCGGAUACUCUCAGUACGUCGGGAGUGGAGAAAGUCAUUGGCCGACGGUCAAUGUCAAAGACGCGGUCACGCUGUACAGGAUGGCCAUCGAGCAGCCACUUCCAGCAGGGACAGUACUACACGGGAUCGAUGGGCACGUGAAGACAAAGGACAUCGCAGAGAUGAUCGGGCGCAAACUCGGGGUGCCAACAAAAUCGGUGUCUGCAGAGGAAGCGCUAUCGCAACUCGGUUUCAUUGGGUUGGCCCUGAGCCUCGACAAUCCUGUCACUAAGGAGAAGACUAUGGCUGCGACGGGAUGGCAACCGAGCCACAUUGGGCUGUUGGAGGAUUUGGACAAGAAUUAUUUCUAGUCUGGUCAAUACGAGCAU
Kockovaella imperatae is the source of this 1082-nucleotide messenger RNA. RefSeq names its product NAD-dependent epimerase/dehydratase. The coding region runs from base 174 to 1064 and encodes 296 amino acids. The record is from RefSeq and is a predicted model, not a curated record. The transcript has a single exon. NCBI's taxonomy places the organism in Eukaryota, Fungi, Basidiomycota, Tremellomycetes, Tremellales, Cuniculitremaceae.